ACACACACACACACCAACACACGCACACACACAAUGAACGAAACGUCUUCCAGCGCGUGAGUCAACAUGAAGUAGCCUCUCCGCCGCGUAGAAAACUGGAACAGCAUUGGACCUCAGCUUGUUGGAAGAAAAGAAGGAGGUGUCUCGUCUGCCCGCCUCUCCGUGCGUGCGUGCGUGUGUGUGUGUGCGUGCGUGCGUGUGUGUCUCAAUCAACGAGGCUACUGCCACCAGAGCCAAGAGUUGCCGUUCCGCGCACCAACGCCAAGACGCGCAGGAGGAGUCAGUGCCAAAGGGUCAUUUUAGCGCACCGCCGCUGAGCUGGAAGGACUGCAGGGAGCCCGCAGAGCCCGCAGCUGCUGCGUGACCCGACAUACUUUAAUUCCAUCUUUAAGAUUCAGAGAAAGAAGAGACAAUAAAGCAAAACAAAACAAACCAAGAGGAGAAAUUAAAGCAAAAGGUUUCGUCCGUCCCCCGGCGGAGCGCUCUUCUGUCUGCAGAGGUGGGCACUCCAGGAUUCUUCCUCUUCUCAUUGUUCUCGCUUCCUAAAAAAAAUAAAUAACAACAAAAAAAAAGAAAAAAAAAAGCUAAACAAACAAAAUCAAACAAACAAAAAAAAAAACCCACUUUGGCUUCCUCUGCUCCAGGUGUUGCCUCCUCUGAAGCUGGACUCAGGAGUCCUCCAUCCUCGCUGCGCCUCGGUCACCUCCUAAACGCGCGUCCAAGUUCCAGCUGUUGACAGGAGCCAAGCGAUCCGAGGAGCAGAAGCAGCAGCAGGAGGAGGAGGAGGAGGAGGAGGAGGAGAACCGGUCACCUGCGACCCAGAGAGGACCGACACCACGGUCCGAGCCGACACCGCGCGCCGUUCACCGGGCGAUGCCAGAGUAAAUGCCGGGGCGAUGUCCCGCCGCAAGCAGGUGAACCCGCAGCACUUCUCGGUGACGCACAGGGAGACGGCUCAAGCAGAUGCCAAUCAUGACUCAGGGGCGAGAUCUCCAUCUCCAGAGCCGUCCAGCCCCGGCCCCCGGAGGGCGGGACCCGGAGAGCAGGACCUGCUGACCUGCGGCCAGUGUCAGACCAACUUCCCGCUCGGUGACAUCCUGGUUUUCAUUGAGCACAAGCGCCGCCUGUGCCGGGGGCCAGGUGGCAGACGUGGGUCCUUCUCCAAGCCCGGGGAGAGCGGCGGGGUCAUGGGGGUUCCCAUAACUCCGAGGGCCAGGUCGCUGGAGAUGGGUAGAGGGUCCAUUCCAGUGGAGGUGGGCAUCCAGGUGACCCCUGGGGGAGAAGACACUGAGCAGAGGAGGCUGACACCAGCCAAGGGGAUCUGCCCCAAACAGGAGAAAGGAGAUAAAGAUGAGCCGUCCAGCUACAUAUGUACAACCUGCAAGCAAACCUUCACCAGCGCUUGGUUCCUGCUUCAACAUGCCCAGAACAUUCAUGGCAUCCGCAUCUACCUUGACAACCACCUAGCCAACUGCUCCCUCACUCCCCGCAUGGCACUGCCUCCUCCCCCGGGAGUUGAUGCACUGCCCCGCUCCCCUCUUCCCACUUUCCUCGGUGACACCAACAACCCAUUUCACCUCCUCCGAAUGGCUGCACCCUUGCUCAGGGAACACCCCCAUCCUCCAGGGUACAUGGAGACCCGGCUGCCUGCGACACCACCCUUUGUCAGUCCCCCACCUCCUCCUAGACCACCUCUAGAGCGUCUGGGCCCAGAGGAAAUGGGGCUGCUGUCACAGCACCCCAGUGCUUUUGAGAGGGUAAUGAGGAUGACCCCCAUGGAGCCUCCUUCCAUGGACUUCUCCCGUCGACUGAGAGAACUAGCAGGCAACCCAACAAAUAACGGUGGCCCCACACCUCCUCUCUCUCCCAACCGUGUGCCACCCAUGCACCGUCUGUUGAGUCCAACACUUUUCCAGCCUGGGGCCAAGCCCCCAACAUUUCUCACCUAUACCCCGCAGCCACCAAUAUCUCAGGGGGGACAUGGCUCUACCAGCCCUCCAGACACUCAGGGCCAGAAUCAGGCCCUAGGUAAAGCCAAAUCCUGUGAGUUCUGUGGCAAGGUUUUCAAGUUCCAGAGCAACCUGAUUGUCCACAGACGCAGUCAUACUGGAGAGAGGCCAUACAAAUGCCACCUGUGUGAUCAUGCCUGCUCCCAGGCCAGCAAACUCAAAAGGCACAUGAAAACACAUAUGCACAACAAGUCUGGGAACAUGACCGACUCUCCAGAACAGGGAAGUAGAGGAGAGGGAGGAGAAGGUGAGGACAAAAGUAGGGAAGGAAAUGCACGGGCAAUGGAGUUGGAGAAUGAAGAUGAGGAGGAGGAGGAGGAAGAGGAAGAAGAGGAAGAAGAAGAGGAGGAGGAAUUGUUAAGAAAUGGACCAGAUUCCAACUUAAGUGAGGACUCCCAGGAAUUCAACCAGAAUAGAGAAAAUGGCCCAAGACAGUCCCCUGAAGAGAAACCACUGACUGGGGACAGAGUAGACAAUGGGGGGGUGGGCUUCAUGCACCCCUACAACCACAUGGACAAUCAUCUUAGACUGAACCCUAAGAAGAGAAACCUGGAGAGACAACCUAAUGAAAAUGGGGGAGAGAGGGAUGAAGCCGAAAGAGAAAAUGAAAAAGAACCAGACAGAGAAAGAGAACAGCAAGUGGGGACAAGGCAUCUGACGAAUGGCAGGAUUACUUUAAACGAAGCAGAGGCAUUUCCUGGCCUAUUCCAGCGUCGACCUACUCCUAUCACCAGCCCAAGCCCUUCCAACAACAAGAGGAUCAAGAUAGAGAAAGAACCGCUAGAACUUCCUCCAACCAUACCCAUCAUCUCUCCAGAAAAUGUUUACUCUCAGCUCCUGGCUGGCUAUGCUGCUUCACGCCACUUCAUCAGAGAACCUUUUUUGGGAUUCACUGAUUCCCGUCAGUCACCGUUCGGCACCUCAUCUGAGCACUCCUCCUCAGAAACAGGAAGCCUCCGCUUCUCUACCCCACCAGGGGAGUUGAUGGAAGGUGGCAGCAUCUCAGGCCACAGUGGAAGCAGCACGCCUCAUCUCCUGCGUGGACCUGGACCUGGUAGACCUCCCAGUUCAAAAGAUAAGCGGAACGACACCUGUGAGUACUGCGGCAAGGUGUUCAAGAACUGCAGCAACCUGACGGUCCACCGGCGCAGCCACACGGGGGAGCGGCCAUACAAGUGUGACCUGUGCAGCUACGCUUGUGCCCAGAGCUCUAAGCUGACGCGCCACAUGAAGACGCAUGGCCAGUUUGGGAAGGAGGUGUAUCGCUGCGACAUUUGCCACAUGCCGUUCAGUGUCUACAGCACACUGGAGAAACACAUGAAGAAAUGGCAUGGUGAACAUUUGAUGGCCAGUGAGGUCAAACUGGAGCAAGCGGACAGAGGUUAAGCCAGCAACCAUAUAUUAUAAAGAACACAGUGCACACAAACAUUCUUCCACACACAUACAAACAUUUGAAAACACUUACAUUCACAUUCAAAAUUCCUACAACCACUUCUUUAACAAUGGGGCUCGG
Molecule: messenger RNA, 3522 nt
Organism: Nematolebias whitei (Rio pearlfish)
Lineage: Eukaryota; Metazoa; Chordata; Actinopteri; Cyprinodontiformes; Rivulidae
Gene: bcl11bb
Product: BAF chromatin remodeling complex subunit BCL11B b
Exons: 3
Coding region: 897-3395 (832 amino acids)
Biological process (GO): positive regulation of transcription by RNA polymerase II
Cellular component (GO): nucleus
Molecular function (GO): DNA-binding transcription factor activity; RNA polymerase II cis-regulatory region sequence-specific DNA binding
Source: RefSeq, a predicted model, not a curated record